Molecule: messenger RNA, 756 nt
Organism: Monodelphis domestica (gray short-tailed opossum)
Lineage: Eukaryota; Metazoa; Chordata; Mammalia; Didelphimorphia; Didelphidae
Source: RefSeq, a predicted model, not a curated record
AUCAGCUGCCAUGAGCCAACGCCUCCACCCCAGGAAAAGGAGAAGGAAUGGCAAUGAAGAAGACAGUCACCUCCCUCAGCCCAAAUGGAGUAGCAGAAACCCUGUCUUUCAGGAUUCCUGGGAUACAGAGUCUUCAAGCAGUGACAGUGGUGGUAGCAGCAGCAGCAGCAACAGCAGUACCAGCAGCAGCAUCAAUAGUCCAGGCAGGGGAAGUGUUCAAGAAAGCAGCUUAAACCAGAUAAUUACCAGAUCCAGCUCUAAUACCCCUCAGUCCUUACAGGAGCAGUCUGCACUAUGCCAAGGCCCUUACUUCCACAUCAACCAGAUUCUGAAGGAGGCCCACUUUUAUAGACUACAGCACCGAGGACGACCUCCUACAUGAUGAACUAGCAGUUCCUUGCCUUCUGUGAAGGGACAGCACUGUGCAGAUUUGAUAUUUCAACUUUAAAAGUUUGUUUAAAAAUUGCACAAAAUAUGCCUGUUGACUUUUCAGUCUACAUUUGAAAUGACAGGGUAGCAGGCAUUUGUUUACUUGUGGUUUUGCUGCACUAUUGAAAUGUCAGAGGGGCUUUGAAGCCAUUUUUAUGGAUUUCUUUUCAGGGUGAGUAUCAUCCCAGUGAAAGUGACAGUAGGAGGAAACCAUAUCUGCAUGUUAAGAGUCCAUACUGGCUCCAUUUCACAUUUGGAAACCAAUUGGAAACUUCCUGUUUUGUGCAAGGAGUCCUUUUAAAAUCUUGGGGGUGGGGGGUAGGGUCU